Messenger RNA from Dentiscutata erythropus, 2793 nucleotides. NCBI's taxonomy places the organism in Eukaryota, Fungi, Glomeromycota, Glomeromycetes, Diversisporales, Gigasporaceae. The record is from the annotation of a GenBank genome assembly.
AUGACCUCGACGCGUAAUUCAACUUUCCCUCCAGAUACGUCGACCCAAAAAACGAGUGUAUAUCAAACUAGAGACAAUAAUGCGUCUUUUUCAUUACCUCCUUCCCCUCCUUCCCCUCCUAGUGUUAGAAAUUCUUUAGUGACUAGUAAUGUCAUUACAGGCCCUUUGAAUUAUGCAAAUAAUCAGUCCUUUCAAAUAGCGAAUCAACAAAAUGGAAACAUUGAAACUAAUAAUAAGGAUAGUAAUGCUGAAGAAUAUUUUACCAUUCGUCGACCAAAACGUUCUUCCAAUUCAUACUCUACUCUCGAAGUCACAAGCGAGAUUAUCGUCGAAGGAUGUCUUGUUGAGGGAACUGCUCUUCUAAAGGUUUCAUCAAAAAAGAAACAACAAAAAAUAUUCAGGAUCGACGUUGAACAAGGUCGAAUUCUAUGGGAUUCCAAAAAAUCUGGAAAAGUCAACAUUGAAAGUAUUAAAGAACUUCGAGUUGGUGAUGCGAUACGAAGUUAUAGGGAGCAUUUCAAGCUUAGUGCGGAUAUUGAGCCCCGAUGGUUCACCAUAAUUUAUGUUGAUUUUGGAAAAUAUAAAACUCUUCAUUUGGUCGCUCCGACCUUAGAAUUAUUUAAUAAAUGGGUUGAUAAUUUGGAAAAACUAUAUUUGCAUAGAAGAGAUGUGAUUGGAGGGUUAGGUCAUUUGAGAAAACGGCAUUCUUUAUGGCUGAAGCAACAUUGGAAGCAGGCUGAUAAAGACGGCGAUUCUAGAUUAGGCUUUGAUGAUGUCUCAAGGCUAUGCCGUCGUUUGAAUAUACACAUGUCAAAUGCGCAGCUUAGGAACAAAUUUAAUGAUGGUUGGCUUGAUUUUGCUGAUUUCCAACGAUUUGUGAAGUUAAUUAAGAAAAGGGAUGAACUGGAUAAACUAUUUAACUCUCUGGCAAAAGAGCGUGGUAAUAUUUUGACGCCGCGAGAAUUCAAAGACUUCCUUUGCACUUUGAAAGAAGAAGAAUGUGACAAUUUAUAUUAUAAGUUUUGUGAUAAAGACCUUAAAGAGAUGAAUUUAGAAGGAUUUAGCAGUUUUCUCAUGUCCAGCGAUAAUACCGUUUUUGCUUCAGAGCACGCCAAAGUCUAUCAAGACAUGUCACAACCAUUAAGUCAUUAUUUCAUCGAUUCUUCGCAUAAUACAUAUCUUUUAGGACAUCAGCUAACAGGUGAAUCCUCAAUCGAAGGAUACAUACGCGCCUUACAGAGGGGAUGUCGUUGUGUUGAAAUCGAUUGCUGGGAUGGAUCUGAUGGUCCCAUAGUUACCCACGGUCGUACAUUGGCAUCUAAAAUCAAGUUUCAAGAUGUUAUUUCGGCAAUCCGUGCCUACGCAUUCAAAACUAGUCCUUAUCCAAUAAUACUGUCAUUUGAGGUUCAUUGUUGUAUUGAGCAACAAAGUCAAAUGGCUUCCAUUUUACGCAACACUUUGGGUGAAUAUCUUGUCACUAAGUUCUUAUCGGAAAACGAAACAGAAUUACCGAGUCCUGCAAGUUUAUUGUACAAAAUAAUAAUAAAAGUAGGCAUUUUAUUGUUAAUGGGAAAAAAUCUCCCUCCUGAUUUAUCAGAAGAUUACAUCGACUCGGCUACCGACACUGAAUCUAGUACUGAAACUGAGUCAGAUGUUGAAUCAUCUAAAGAAAAAAAAGUUAAACCUAAGAAGACCAAAGUGCGAGUUGCAAAAGCUCUUUCAGACUUGGUAUUCUACUGUUCUUCUGUUAAGUUUAAAGGAUUCGAGCACCAUCGCGAGAAUUCGAAGUACUAUCAUAUGUCUUCCAUAACCGAUAGAGUUUCUUCACGGCUCCUGAAAUCCGGCAAAGCCGCUUUUAUUCGGCACAAUACGCGCCAUUUAACACGUAUAUAUCCGUCGGGUUUUAGGAUAAAUUCGUCAAAUUUUGAACCACAUCAUCAAUGGAUGGUUGGGAACCAAUUGGUCGCCUUAAAUUGGCAGACUUUUGGAAUGCAAAUCGAUCAAGCUAUGUUUUCUGUCAAUGGUAGGUGUGGUUAUGUACUCAAGUCAGAACGAUUGCGCCAUCCCGAAAUUUCUUCAUCUAUAAAUACACAUCCACAAACACAAACUUUGGAAAUUGAAAUAAUUUCUGCACAACAACUCCCUAAGCCAAAAGAUGCCCUCAAAGGUGAGGUAGUUGAUCCAUUUGUUGAAGUAGAAUUGCUCAUCCCUGGUGCCGAGGUUGUAAAAAAAAGAACUAGUACCAUUUCCGAUAAUGGCUUUAACCCUACUUGGAAUGAAACUUUAAAAUUUACAUUGAAUUGCGAAGAAAUGAGUUUGGUAUUUUUGCGAUUCGUUGUUUGGGACGAAUACGUUAGGGGUAAUGAUUUCAUUGCAUCUUAUUGCAUUCCCGUAGCCAGUUUACAAUUCGGGCAUCGUCAUGUCCCACUGAAUGAUUUAAAUGGCGAACAAUAUCUUUUUACUACUUUAUUUAUUCGUUCCUCUCUCGAAUUUACUCCCCCAUAUUUACUUGGUCUUUUACAAUUUCCCUUUUCUAAUAAAACCAUGGACACUAAUUAUGUUGUGUAUAAGAGAAACCGAAAAAAAGAACGUCAAUUCCAUGGGUAUAAUACACCACGUUAUGGGUAUAAAUCUAUGAAUAAUUAUUACCGAUCACCACAGAAGAAACUUCGAUUGAACGAUUCAAACGUUGAUAUAUCUCAGAUCGAUUCGAAUAUUGAUAUAUCUCAGAUUGAUAUGAAACAAUACUAUAAGGAAACAUUUUUUGAGGAUCCUUGGGCCAAUUUAAUAUAA